Molecule: messenger RNA, 861 nt
Organism: Trichoderma reesei QM6a
Lineage: Eukaryota; Fungi; Ascomycota; Sordariomycetes; Hypocreales; Hypocreaceae
Exons: 1
Biological process (GO): rRNA processing; regulation of gene expression; primary miRNA processing
Cellular component (GO): nucleus
Molecular function (GO): double-stranded RNA binding; ribonuclease III activity
Source: RefSeq, a predicted model, not a curated record
GUCACGCCAUGGACUGCAGCAGAGAUACGGCAAGAGUGGCCUCCUUUGCCUCCUAUCCUUGACCCCAAACUGGCCGAGGAGGUUUUCACGCACCCGGGCCUUGGGCUCAAGUAUAACUAUGAGCGUCUGGAAUGGCUAGGCGACGCAUAUAUCGAGCUGAUCGCGAGCGCUCUCAUCCACCAAACGUUCACGCAGCUGCGAUCCGGAACUUGCGCGCAACUCCGCGAGAGAUGUGUUCGUAACAUCACCCUCGCCGAGUUCUUUCGGCACUACGAGAUGUCUAGAUGGGCCAAGCUCCCGGGAUCGUUCCGUGAUCACAUGACACUGGGACGAGGACGAUCAAAGGACAAAGAUUUACUGAAGACACAAGCCGACAUGUUCGAAGCCUAUGUCGCAGCCGUUAUUCUUUCGGAUCCCGAGCAAGGACUCAUCACCGUGGUGGGGUGGCUGAAGUCCCUCUGGGGUAGGACACUCAAAGAAGACAUUUACAAGGCAGAGGUGGCGAAGACGCGAUCAGAAACUCAACCAACGCCUGGAGGGGCAAUAGACUCGAGUGCCAAGCAGCGGCUGAGCGUAAAGAUUGUGACCAAGGGUGUUACAAUCGAGUACAAAGAUCUACCGGGCGAGAAAAGGGACAAGAAUCUGGGACUACCCUUGUUCACUGUUGGAGCAUAUUUGACCGGCUACGGCGAGGUCGGAAGACUAUUAGCGGUCGGCACGGCCCUGAGCAAGAAGGACGCUGGCAACAAAGCAGCUGAGGCGGCGUUGCAGAACAAGCGGCUCAUACAGGCAUAUGAGGAGAAGAAGAAACAAUAUAUGCAAGCGAGGGACGAUAAUUCAAUCCUGAAUAGGCUGUUAUAA